AUGGAUCUUAAUGCUCGGCCCUCCCUCUCGUCGUUGUACAACGAAAUAGAGAGUUCCGACUCUUUACGAGCGCGGAAUCUCCAAUUGGGGGAGGAUCUGGAGCGAAUCCAUGAAAUGGAACGGAACCUCCAGAACGAGAGGGAUCCCGACCGUCGUCGGGAAGUAGCCGCGCGCAUAGAUCGGGAGGUGCGCGAGCUGGAGCGACAAAUUUCCCUCUGUCAAACCCGGGAUGCAGUUCGGGAUGAUCAACUGGACGUAUGGAGGGAGGGGCUUUAUGAGGAAUUAGCAACGCAAGGGGAGAAACAGGCCCGCCUUACGUUACUAAAUUCGUGGCUCAAGGUGUACAACAACCUUAACCGCGCAAGCCUGGGCUGGGCCUACCUCCAUCCUUAG
This is a messenger RNA of Eruca vesicaria subsp. sativa (arugula), 393 nucleotides long. Lineage: Eukaryota; Viridiplantae; Streptophyta; Magnoliopsida; Brassicales; Brassicaceae. The record is from the annotation of a GenBank genome assembly.